Messenger RNA from Pseudogymnoascus verrucosus, 1149 nucleotides. RefSeq lists its product as uncharacterized. The record is from RefSeq and is a predicted model, not a curated record. The transcript has a single exon. Lineage: Eukaryota; Fungi; Ascomycota; Leotiomycetes; Thelebolales; Thelebolaceae. Bases 1 to 1149 code for a protein of 382 amino acids.
AUGGCUACGGUGCAUGGCCACUGCAACGCCGGUUUCGAUCACGUUCGCAAUGUGUUCCAAGAGCACAUCACUGCCGAUAAGGAGCUGGGGGCAUCUCUUUGUGUCAACAUUGAUGGAAUAAACGUGAUCGACCUCUGGGGUGGUCAUGCGGACGCGACAAAGACGAAGCCAUGGGAUGAAGAUACGCUGAUCGUGGUCUGGUCUUGUUCCAAGAUUGUCACUGCAUUAGCCGCGGCUAUUCUUAUUGAUCGUGGCUUGUUAGAUCCUGAAAAGAAGGUUUCUAACUACUGGCCCGAGUUUGGAGCAUCUGGAAAGGAAGACAUUACAGUUGGCCAUAUUCUCAGCCACGCAUCUGGCGUGCCGUCCUGGGAGCAGCCAAUCACCAUUCAAGAGACUUAUUCCAGCAAAAGCGCAGCAGAGAAACUAGCACAGCAGUCGCCCUGGUGGACCCCCGGAGAACACUCAGGAUACCAUCUUUUCAAUCAGGGCCAUUUCGUAGGCGAACUAGUCCGUCGGAUAACAGGGAAGACGCUCAAACAGUUCAUAGCCGAUGAGAUUACGGUUCCCUUAGAAGCAGACUUCCGUCUCGGACUCGAAGAGAAAGACUAUCCGCGUACUGCAGAUGUUAUCGCACCGCCGGCGAUACCUCUAGACGGCCUUGAUCCAAAUAGUAUUAUGGUUAGAGCCAUGUGUGGCCCCGUUAUCAAAGCCGAAUAUUCAUCAACACGGGAGUUCAGAGAAGCUGAGGUAGGCGCCGCAAAUGGAUUUGGGAAUGCUCGAUCGCUGUGCCGCAUUGGAUCAAUCGUAUCGCUGGCAGGGACAGUGGAUGGAAAGCAGUAUAUAUCGCCUCAGACCGUGGACCAAAUGAUGCACGAACGGAUCCGCGGUCAAGACCUAGUUCUUGGCACGUUCUUGCGAUUUGGCUUGGGAGUUGGCCUGCCCGUGCCGCAGACAGUGCCGUGGGUUCCAGAGGGCCGCAUCUGUUUCUGGUGUGGUUGGGGUGGGUCGACAGUAGUCAUGGACUUGGAUCGGCGGAUGACGAUCAGCUAUGCCAUGAACAAGAUGGGGGUUGGUACUUUAGGAAACGAAAGCACUGCGGCCUACGUUAAUGCGGUGUAUGCUGUUGUUGGCGGAAAUUUGCCUUCUUGA